Molecule: messenger RNA, 1260 nt
Organism: Acaulospora colombiana
Lineage: Eukaryota; Fungi; Glomeromycota; Glomeromycetes; Diversisporales; Acaulosporaceae
Source: the annotation of a GenBank genome assembly
AUGGUGCUGGGGCCAAUGCAACCUACGGGUGCCGUGAGGAAAGCGGCUUUGGGGUUGCUCUCGUUCAUAAACUCGUCGCCUACGCCAUAUCAUGCUGCGAUGGAAGCGAGCACAAGGUUGGAGAAGGCCGGAUUUUGCAGGCUCAAAGAAGAUGACGAGUGGGAUAUCACUCCUGGUGGAAGAUAUUAUUUCACUCGGUAUGUGUACUCCUUAAGAUGCAAAGCGAUGACUGACCACCUCCUAAUCAAUGAAUUUAGAAACCAGGCAGCUCUGUUGGCAUUCACUGUCCCGAAGGUCUGUCAAAGCCCUCUCAAUUUCCUAUUACUGGAUGUUCAGAUCAAUCGUAGCGAUGGUCUCCAGGUGGUGGACAUUUUUAAAGGACUUUAUAGCCUUCGCGUUCGGCCAGUUUCUAAAAAGGUUUCCAACGGCUACCUGCAAGUCGCCGUUGAGACAUACGGUGGUGGUAUUUGGCAUUCAUGGUUCGACCGGGACUUGUCGCUAGCAGGACGGGUGAUCGUUGAAGAUAACUCCACUGGCUCUUUCAAAUCCAAACUCGUCAAGAUCGACAGACCCCUACUUCGUAUCCCAACACUUGCGAUUCAUUUGGACCGAACUGCGAAUGAAAAUUUCAAGUUCAACCAAGAGACGGAAUUUGUGCCUAUCUUAGGUCAAGUGGCCGCUCAGCUGAAUGCAUCUGCAGCAGGCCAAGAAGCAGCCUCUCACGAGCAUGAACAUGAACAUGGUCCUAUAGGGAAAGCCGCAAAUGGAAUCAACAUUUCAAAGAACCACCACUCUGCCCUUCUUCACCUUCUCGCUGACGAGCUAUCGGUUAAACCAGAGGAAAUCAAUGAUUUCGAACUGUACUGCGCGCUUGAAGCUCUCAUCGAGAGUACGAGCGAGGAAUCGAUGGCCGUUGCUGACUCUCAGAACGAGUCGAAUAUCAACCUAAUAGCCUUGUUUAACCACGAAGAGAUUGGAUCGGCCUCUACAACUGGUGCUGAGGGAUCUCUCAUCCCGACAUUAUUAGCACGAUUGUCCCCCACCGCUGAAGCCUUGGCCCGUACGACUGCACGAUCAUUCCUCAUCAGUAGUGAUAUGGGCCAUGGUAUUCACCCAAACUAUAGCUCGAAGUAUCAAGAGAACCACAAACCCCAUUUGAAUGGUGGUAUAGUCCUCAAGACCAAUGCCAAACAAAAAUAUACUACCGCUGCCAAGCGUGGAGGGUCCAUUCAGGAAUUUGAGGUUCGGAACGAUAUGUGA